Messenger RNA from Meloidogyne enterolobii, 1083 nucleotides. NCBI's taxonomy places the organism in Eukaryota, Metazoa, Nematoda, Chromadorea, Rhabditida, Meloidogynidae. The record is from the annotation of a GenBank genome assembly.
AUGGGCGAAUGUAACGGAACUUAUGCUAUAGUUGAACGAGAAAUGCUCCAUCAUAUAAUUCAGACAUAUGUGCCUACUUCCUUAAUUGUCGUUAUAUCAUGGUUCAACUUCUGGCUAGAUAUAGAUACAGCCCCCGCUCGUGUAACUCUGUCAAUUACAACACUUCUUACUAUCGAGACACAAGCAAACGCUGUAAAACUUGCGUUGCCAGAAGUCUCAUAUAUGAAGGCAAUAGAUUCAUGGAUGGGAUUGUGCCUGGCUUUUGUUUUUGCUGUAAUGGUUGAAUAUACUAUUGCUCAUUUUGCCAAGAACCAAGAACUACCUCAGAUUUUUCAAUCAUCUUCCAAUCAACAACCACCGCUCGUAGUUGACUCAGAAACUUUACAGUCAAUAUUCAAUGCAGCAAAUGCAUUUUCUGCUUCUCCCGGAAAUGGAGUUAAUAAUGAAGAGGAUAUUGUUAAUAACAACGAUAUUGGUCAAUUUAAUCCCUUGUUGAUCAACACGACCUCCCCUCUAAAUAAUGGACAGAUAGAGAAAGGGAUUUUGACUAGUGAACAGAUGCAUAGGCAUUGGCGUAAAAAAGUUUGUGGAGUCUUAUCUAACGGAAGCGUAAGCCACAAGAACGAGGUAUCACGCAAUAGUAGCAAAAAACUUAAAAAUCAGCAAAGCACUCAACAAAGGUUCGAUUCAGAUCUUGGAGGGAGAGAAGAUGUGGAUUCAGAAGUAAGCUCAAAAACUACUCUUGAACGCCAAAAUAGCGGCAAAAACCAUUUAAGCGUGAAUAUGUUUAAUUUUGAGGAUCCUCGACUAAAAAGGAUAUCGAGAUCACUCCCUGAACAUUUUUGUAUUGAACCCGAGCAAAAAAUUAUUCAGAGGGUAAGAAGGAAAAAUUCAUUUAGAGACUCAGCAAGAAUAAUAAGAAAUCAGCUCCACACCCGUGCGCACUUUCUAAAAAGAACAAUAGGCCAGUUAAGAGGCCGAGAGAUGGCAAAUAAAAUUGAUCAAAAAUCAAGAAUAAUAUUUCCUAUUGCUUUUAUAAUUAUGAAUAUUUGCUAUUGGUCUUACUACUUGAUUCUCAAUUAA